AUGACGGCGGAGAAGGCGCUGCCUCUGGGCAAUGGGAAGGCUGCCGAGGAGGCGCGGGAGUCUGAGGCGCUGGGAGGCGGCGGCGGCGGCGGGGGCGCGGCGGCCGCGCGCGACCCGCGCGACAAGCGCGACAAGGCGGUCCACGAGCGCGGCCACUGGAACAACAAGGUGGAGUUCGUGCUGAGCGUGGCUGGGGAGAUCAUCGGGCUGGGGAACGUGUGGCGCUUCCCUUACCUGUGCUACAAGAACGGAGGAGGGGCGUUCCUGAUUCCCUAUGUGGUGUUUUUUAUUUGCUGUGGAAUUCCUGUUUUUUUCUUGGAAACAGCUCUGGGACAGUUCACGAGUGAAGGUGGCAUUACAUGUUGGAGGAAAGUUUGCCCUUUAUUUGAAGGCAUUGGCUAUGCAACACAGGUGAUCGAGGCCCAUCUGAACGUGUACUACAUCAUCAUCCUGGCAUGGGCCAUUUUCUACCUGAGCAACUGCUUCACCACCGAGCUCCCCUGGGCUACCUGUGGCCACGAGUGGAACACAGAGAAUUGUGUGGAGUUCCAGAAACUGAACAUGAGCAACCACAGUCAUGUGUCCCUGCAGAAUGCCACCUCUCCCGUCAUGGAGUUUUGGGAGCGCCGGGUGCUGGCCAUCUCAGAUGGGAUCGAGCACAUUGGGAACCUCCGCUGGGAGCUGGCCUUAUGUCUCCUGGCAGCCUGGACCAUCUGCUACUUCUGCAUCUGGAAGGGGACCAAGUCCACAGGAAAGGUUGUAUACGUCACCGCAACAUUUCCCUAUAUCAUGCUUCUGAUCCUCCUGAUCCGAGGGAUCACCUUGCCCGGGGCCUCCGAAGGCAUCAAGUUCUACCUGUAUCCUGACCUCUCCCGGCUCUCCGACCCACAGGUCUGGGUAGAUGCUGGGACACAGAUCUUUUUCUCCUAUGCCAUCUGCCUGGGCUGCCUGACUGCUCUGGGAAGUUAUAACAAUUAUAACAACAACUGCUACAGGGACUGCAUCAUGCUCUGUUGCCUCAACAGUGGCACCAGCUUCGUGGCCGGCUUUGCCAUCUUCUCGGUCCUGGGCUUCAUGGCGUACGAGCAGGGGGUGCCCAUCGCCGAGGUGGCGGAGUCAGGCCCCGGCCUGGCCUUUAUCGCUUACCCCAAGGCUGUCACCAUGAUGCCCCUCUCGCCCCUGUGGGCCGCCCUGUUCUUCAUGAUGCUCAUCUUCCUGGGCCUGGACAGCCAGUUUGUGUGCGUGGAAAGCCUCGUGACCGCCGUGGUGGACAUGUACCCCAAGGUCUUCCGGAGGGGCUACCGGCGGGAGCUGCUCAUCCUGGCUCUGUCCAUCGUCUCCUACUUCCUGGGCCUCGUGAUGCUAACGGAGGGCGGCAUGUACAUCUUCCAGCUCUUCGACUCCUACGCCGCCAGCGGGAUGUGCCUUCUCUUUGUGGCCAUCUUCGAGUGUGUCUGCAUCGGCUGGGUGUACGGAAGCAAUCGCUUCUACGAUAACAUCGAAGACAUGAUUGGCUACCGGCCACUGUCGCUCAUUAAAUGGUGCUGGAAGGUUGUGACCCCCGGGAUCUGUGCGGGCAUCUUCAUCUUCUUCCUGGUCAAGUACAAGCCUCUCAAGUACAACAACAUCUAUACCUACCCCACCUGGGGCUACGGAAUCGGCUGGCUCAUGGCCCUCUCCUCCAUGCUCUGCAUCCCUCUCUGGGUCUUCAUCAAGGUGUGGGAGACAGAGGGGACACUGCCCGAGAAAUUCCGGAAGUUGACCAUCCCCAGCGCUGAUCUGAAAAUGCGGGGCAAGCUUGGGGGAGGCCCACGGACGGUGGCGGUUAAUGACUGUGACGCAAAACUCAAGGGCGAUGGGGCCAUUGCAGCCAUCACAGAGAAGGAGACACACUUCUGAGCAACACCUCCACCGCGGAUGCCUCUCCUUCCUUUCUUCCCCGCACCCCGUGUGUGUAAAUGAGUACCUGAAACACGCAUUUCACCUAAUGAUA
Messenger RNA from Hyaena hyaena (striped hyena), 1993 nucleotides. It is a transcript of the gene SLC6A11, whose product is annotated as solute carrier family 6 member 11. The transcript has 14 exons. Gene Ontology annotation, biological process: neurotransmitter transport; sodium ion transmembrane transport. Gene Ontology annotation, molecular function: gamma-aminobutyric acid:sodium:chloride symporter activity. NCBI's taxonomy places the organism in Eukaryota, Metazoa, Chordata, Mammalia, Carnivora, Hyaenidae. Bases 1 to 1899 code for a protein of 632 amino acids. Gene Ontology annotation, cellular component: plasma membrane. The record is from RefSeq and is a predicted model, not a curated record.